Schistosoma bovis is the source of this 2728-nucleotide messenger RNA. Lineage: Eukaryota; Metazoa; Platyhelminthes; Trematoda; Strigeidida; Schistosomatidae. The record is from the annotation of a GenBank genome assembly.
AUGGAGAUAUCUAUGUUCGAUCCUUAUUUUGGAAUAAAUUUUAAGGUCGAAGAACCAGUAGAGUUAGAUGACCUGGUUAUAAGGUCGUCACAGGAAUUAGUCUCAAAAGAUGUAAAUGUUGUUCCUGAAAAAUGUAUAGAAGAUGAAUGUGAUUCCGAUAAAGCUCCUGUUGUUGGCGAUCUCGUUACAGAUAGAGGUGUGGUUUUUAUCAGAACAAAUCGGAACCCUAUCCGACAAAAUUCUGCAAAGGCAAUAAAAUUGUCGCAUGAUUUACGCAACAAGGAUCUUUCAAUAGAAACUACUCGUCAUCUCCAUAUUAAGACUGUUCAUGAAGGAAUAAGAUAUCCAUGUGUUCAAUGUGAUAAAACGUUUACAAGGAAAUCUCAUCUAAAUAAACAUGUGAAAUCUAUUCAUGAAAGAAAAAACUAUCCAUGUUAUCAGUGUGAUAAACAAUGUGCAUCUAGAUGCAGUUUAAAUACGCCUGUAAAAGUUACUCAUAAACGUUCGAAAUUUACUUGUAAUGUGUGUAACAAAGAGUUUGCUUUUAAAGGAAAUCUAAAUAGACAUCACAAGAGUAUUCAUGAAGGAAUGAGAUAUACAUGUAAUCACUGUGAUCGAAAGUUUAAAACAAACUCUGAUUUAAAUGAACAUGUAAAAGUUACUCAUGAAGGAAUAGUAUAUCGAUGCGAUCAAUGUGAUAGAAAGUUUUCAUCUAAAUCCAACUUAAGGGAACACCUGAAAAGGGUCCAUCCAGUGAACUGAAGAAUUACGCCAAAAUCUCAUCUCAAUUAAAAAGAUUUAAAGAGACCAAAUUUCUAACUAUCUGACUGACUGUUAUAACUUGUCAAUUGAAUGCUACUUGUUAUAUCCGGUUGUCGCUGAUUGUUGUGUCGGAAACACUUAUCACUUAUACUCGGAACGAGGGACCUCCGCAAUUCCAACGACGUGAGAGUAAGAACAUAAAGACUGGUAUACGUGAAGCUUUAUUAAUCCUCGAAACACGACGACGACGACGACCCUAGUCGAAAUUACACUCAUUUAUAUAUUGAUUGUACACACACUUUGACUAAUAAUUAGGAUGAAAUCAUAUAUAUGAAAAAUACUUAGAGUUAUAACAAAUCACAGACUGAGCAUAGUUCAUAUCAAUUGAAUAUACAGAAUAAAAUAUCAUACGAGAAGACAAAACAACUACUACACUAAAUGAUCACCACAUUGAAGCAGAACAGAAGUAAUCUUGAAUAAAACUCAUAAUGAGUAAAUCAAUCGAAUCUUGACUUUUCUUCUCAUCAUAUCACUGACCAUAUUAAGAAAUUCUAUUUAUCUAUUGAUGGUUUACUGUUAAUGAGUUAUAUAUCACAUAAUAGAUGGCUAAAAGACAAAUGUUACAAUUGAAUCAAUGUUUUCUCAUUUCUGUUCUUUCUAUUCAAUGUAACUGUAACCUUUUAAACCUAAUGGUUUUUACUUGUCAUUAUUCACUGUUUCACUCUUAGUAAUUAUUGAUUUUGAACAAUUUGAAGGUGUGUUAUUUUUACUGUAUAACCUAUAUUUCACGUUAUCUCAACGGUUCAUAAUAUCCCUUAAUUUUAUAAUGUGUCAUGCAUAUUGUGAUAUUUAAUUGUCAACAGCUAACUGAUGUUCCCUUUUUUUUUUUUAAAAAAAAACUUCAGUUAUCUUCAUUAUUUAGUGACUGAUGUUUGAAGUCUUCGUUAUUUAACCGUCAGGUGUAAUGUUGUUGCUGAAAGAGAAAUACUCCUUUUCUAUACAACGAUCAUAAUAGAAUGAAAAAUUUAGUUUCUCAUUUACUUCAAUAAUUUAUUUUUAUUCAUUGUAUGUAUAUCAAAUGUAUCUUUUGUAUAAUAUUUAUUAUUUUUAUUACUUUUUAUUUUAUAUAAUCUUGAUUGUACAGAUAAAGUUAUUAUUUUUACUGAGUUUAUGGUUACUACUUUCUUUUGUUUACGUGUGCGUCUGGGUAACGUAUACAAUAUUCUUUUCUUAUUUUAUUAAUCCAUACAAAUCAUAUCGUUUCAAAGUGUAAACUAAAUAAGCUGUAUUGAUUUUCAACUAACUAUUUUAUCAGGUACGACUUUUUGAUCUGACGUUAUUAAUCGCAUUCGAUCGUAAAACAUUAUUAAUCCAGGAAGUAAAUGAAAUUCAUAGAGAUGAAGAGAAAUAGUAGUCAGAUUCAGCUGUGAUUGUAAUAGAUUUAUUGAUCACAUUAUGUAUAUAUAAUGUAAUUGAAAUAGAACUUAAAUAUUUGAAAUUGUGCCAAAAACCAAACCUCUAAUUAGUUAUGCUGAAUAUAGUUACUUGAAUAUCAAUCAUUUCCACAAAUAAUUUCUCAGUAGGUGUGUAAAAAACAUUUUUGGCAUGAACAUUGUCUAUAGAAAUAAAUCUAUUCUUUUUCAAAGUAAUAAAGAGACUGUCUUUUAGAUCAAUCGGUAUAAUCCAGUACCUACUUACAACAUUUUUAGUUUAUGUAAAGCGAAAUCAUUUUAUUCUAAAUCCGCUUUGUAUAGAAAUCAAUAAACAAAUAAAUUUUUGAGACUGGACUGAUUCGCUAAAGUUUGUUCAUGAAACGAAGUCAGUUCUGUCGUUUGUACGCUUUAUCGACGAUUACAUCCUUUCGGAUACUUGAAAAUUCCCUCAUCAGUGGUACUUGUACAAUUUGAUAAUUGUUUUUUACAUACUUAACUACAUAGUUUCAAUAUAUUACAUAUUUUUGAGUUCG